Salvia splendens (bonfire salvia) is the source of this 483-nucleotide messenger RNA. RefSeq names its product protein NRT1/ PTR FAMILY 2.11-like. Gene Ontology annotation, biological process: transmembrane transport. NCBI's taxonomy places the organism in Eukaryota, Viridiplantae, Streptophyta, Magnoliopsida, Lamiales, Lamiaceae. The record is from RefSeq and is a predicted model, not a curated record. Gene Ontology annotation, molecular function: transmembrane transporter activity. Gene Ontology annotation, cellular component: membrane. The coding region runs from base 1 to 483 and encodes 160 amino acids. The transcript has a single exon.
AUGGACAAAGCUGCAAUCAUUUGUGAAGAUGACAAGAUAAACCCCGAAGACAAGAGCGCCGCCCUCCAUAUCGGUGGCGCGUCGCCAAUGUCGGCGAUGUGGCUGGUGCCGCAGCUGGCGCUGGGCGGCCUCGCGGAGGUGCUCAACGCCAUCGGGCAGCUCGAGUUCUACUACAAGCAGUUCCCGGAGAAUAUGAGGGUCGUGGGCCCUUUUUUCUUCCUUGGCAGCGCGGCAUUGAAUUACGCCUACAGCUUCCUCAUCUCCACCGUGCAUCGGAUGACGGCCGGGGAUUCGGGCGGGAACUGGCUGCCCGAGGAUUUGAACCAGGGGAGGCUCGAUUACUUCUACUACCUCGUUGCUAUCUUGUGUUCUAUCAAUUUCUGCUACUUUCUCGUCUGCGCAAAUUGGUAUCGGUACAAGACCACGGACGAUCAUGACGUAACCCUUGUUUCUCCGAACAAACUCGAUCAUCAUUCUGCUUGA